Messenger RNA from Arabidopsis lyrata subsp. lyrata, 1338 nucleotides. RefSeq lists its product as uncharacterized. The record is from RefSeq and is a predicted model, not a curated record. Gene Ontology annotation, cellular component: chloroplast thylakoid membrane. The transcript is spliced from 4 exons. Gene Ontology annotation, molecular function: protein binding. Lineage: Eukaryota; Viridiplantae; Streptophyta; Magnoliopsida; Brassicales; Brassicaceae. The coding region runs from base 123 to 1172 and encodes 349 amino acids.
ACGACAUCCACAUUAGCGAUAAAAUCGGAGGGUAUUUGAGUCAAAUAAAGAAAUAGAAAUAUCUCUCUUGCUUCUCUGGUUCUACUUGUUCCUCUGUUUGGAUUGUGGUGGUGGUGGUUCUCAUGGCGGCGGUUAUUGGUAACGUGGCGUUGUUACUAGACGUUAACUCUCACCGUACGGUGGUAACUGAUCGGAGAAUUCGUUUAACGGUGGUUGACGUCGUUCUGAAUUUACCAAAGAGAGAUUCGCACAGUCACGUUUCUCACUACGCUGCUCUUUCCUCCAAUAAGCCUCUUGAAUCAGACGGAGAGGCUCGGAUUCGCCGGUUUUUAACUCGAGGUAAGGCGAAUUCCAGGGCUAACGCCGUCGAUUUCGACGAUGCGGGAUCCAGCGACGAGGAAAGCAGUGACGGAGGCGGUGGUGGUGGUGACGAGGAGGAGGAGGAAGACUUUGAUGUGGAGAAGGAGAGGAAGAGGAGAGCUAAGGAAUUUCAGGAUAUGAAGGAGCUUGAGAGGAAAGCAGAGGAGUUGCAGUAUAAGAUUGAUGAAGAAGGAGAUGAUUCAGAGGAGAAGAAGAGGAUGAGAGUGAAACGAGAGCUCCAAAAGGUAGCUCAGGAGCAAGCAGAGAGGAGAAAAACAGCAGAAUUGAUGUUUGAAUUGGGUCAAAAGGCUUAUGGUAAAGGAAUGUACGGACGCGCGAUCGAGUUUUUAGAAGGAGCUCUUACGAUUAUCCCAAGGCCAACGCUCUUUGGUGGUGAGAUUCAAAUUUGGUUAGCUAUGGCAUAUGAGGCCAAUAAUCGCCACGCUGAUUGCAUUGAUCUUUAUCAGCAAUUAGAGAAGAAACAUCCGAGUCCUGGUAUUCGUCGUCAAGCUUCUGAGCUUCGGUAUAUCUUGCAAGCUCCUAAGCUUAAGAUAUCUCAGGAGGAAAUGGUUACUAUUCCCAUGAUCGGUUCAAGUUACGACAGCUAUGCAGUGACAUGGAGUGACAAGGACAGGGAUAAGGAGCGGCGAAUGAAUGAAUCGACUACGAAUCAGCUCAACUCGAGUGAAGACUUUCUUGGAAAGCUCUUGGUAUGGCGACCAGCGGUUGGUAUGGAGAAGAACCGAGUCUUUUGGCUUGCUUUGACACUAUGGUUUGGUUUGGUUGGUGCAGCACUCAUCUUACAAAGAUAAGUAGAAAGACAUGUAAAAAACGUUUUUCAUCGCUUUCAAUUAUGGUUUGGUACUGUUUCUUCUACAUGUCGUGAAAUUAUAUUUGAUUUCAUGUAUAAAUUUGUAAGCAGAUGAAUUCGUUGUAUAUAUAUAUAUAUAUAUAGUAUUUGAUGGAAAUAUAUAUAUA